This is a messenger RNA of Chironomus riparius, 3136 nucleotides long. NCBI's taxonomy places the organism in Eukaryota, Metazoa, Arthropoda, Insecta, Diptera, Chironomidae. The record is from the annotation of a GenBank genome assembly.
CUCCGAGCCAACAAAUAAAAAAUAAAAAAAGAAAAGAAAAAAAAGAGUAAAAAGGAAUUAGAAGAAAGUGUGAAGAGUAAUAAAUUUACAUAUUUUCCCUCCCGCAUAUCAACAACAUACAUAACAAGAAAGAAAUCAUAAGAAAAAUUUUUGUACAUAAAAAAAGAUAUCUUAUACUUUUUGUGAGUUUUUUAUAUCUAUGCUAUAUCUCCUCAUCCAUUCUGAGGGGUGAAAAGUGGCAGUGCGAGAGAAUUUAUAACACAUAAAAAAAGCAAGAAAAAAAAUAAUCAAAUUAAAUUCUGCUGAAAAUUAAGUUCGAUUCAGUGCAAUUCGGUGGAAAAGGAUUUAAAAUUUAGCACAGAAAGAGUUCAAUUUGUUGGAAUUCAGCGUUAAGAGAUUUCAACUUAGUGCUAUUCAGCAGAAAAGGAUAAUAACUUAGAUAAAGCUCAAUUCAGUGCAUUUCGACUGAACAAUAAUAUAAAUUCAGCGCAAUUCACCAAAAAAUAAGCUCAAUUCAGCGCAAAGGGAAUAAAAUUCAGUCCAAAAAUAUUUAAAAUCAGCAAAAACUUAGCUCAAUUCAGCGUAAUUCAGCUACAAAGAUUACAAAUUCAGCUGACAACUAAGCUCAAUUCAGCUUUGAAAAAAUCCCAAUUCAGCUGAAGAUUAAGAACUUAUAAGAAACCAAAUAAAGGCAUCAGCAAAAAUGUUUUUCCAAAAUCUAUCAAAACGGAAAAUCCUCUUGCUGAUAAUCAAUGCUUUGAUUUCCAUUUUGAUGAUAUCCUGUGUCAUCUUCCUAUAUUAUUAUCUACCCGCAAGCCAUCAAAAAACAUUUACGGUCGAAAAGGAGAAUUCUGUCCAUAUCACAAAAAGCUAUUACGGAAAUGCAAAUAAUAAUAACAAUGGAAUGAACAGCCUCAGCAAUGGCUUUGUGAAUUCAAAUGUUAGAAUUUCCUCAGGCCGAAGGCCAACACCUAUUGAUCGUACUUACUCGUCAGGUCUCAACUCAUACUCGUCAUUGUCCUCGAGCUCGUCGUCAGGCUCACAAGAGGAGGCAAUCGAUGACACAAUUUAUAUCGAUAAUGACAAUUAUGGAGACGAAAGCUACGAUAAUUCUGGCAAUUUUGCAAAUGAGAAACCUGCAACGGCGCCAGUUACAAUUAUUGAAAGGCCCGUCGAGAGAAAUCAAAUGACACAAAGCGAUGAUGAUCUCUAUUAUGAGAAUUACGACGAUACUGAUGAUGAAGAUAUUGAUAUUGUAUCGAGUGGCAAUGGAAAAAUUAUCGUAAAUAUUAGAAAGCCAUUACCAAUAAGGACAACACAUAAAAUGCGGACAACAACAACAACAACAUCAACAACGGAACAGCCCGAGCCAAUGCAACCAGUAGUUGAGAAUGUUUAUAGUGUAAGCAGCGAAAUCGUAUCGAAUUUGAAGAAUCAAUAUAGUGUCGAGGACAUAAAGCAAAUAAAUAAAGCUGACAGGUCAUCAUCAUCAUCAGAUGGAGAAUAUGAUAAGGAGGAUGGUCCUGAUUUAGACGAAUGGACGACGGAAACAGAUGCAAAGGGAAAAAGAUUAAUUGGAAACAAUAAAAGUCUCGUGGAGAGAUCGAGGCAGUUACUGCUAUGCGAGUCAGCUCGUACUGGAGAACUAUGUCGAAUGCUUUUUAAGGGAACUGUUGGUUAAAUUAAUGACUUUUAAUUAAGUUUUUUUCCUUUCUUUCCUUUUCUUCAUACCAACUUUAAUUUCUGUUUCGUUGAUUCUAUUUCUGUGGCCGGAAUUCCUGAAACUUUUUUAUUCUCUUCCAUCCUCUACAUCUCAAGCUAUAUGGAUGGAAUAUUGUGAAAUUGGAAAUGAUAAAAAAAAAAAAUAGUGAAAAGAAAGAUUUUUUUUCUAUUUAAUUUUGCGCGCUACAGAAUAUUUUCUUAUACAUAGUAUAGAUGGAAAAUGGAAAAGUUUUUUUUUUUAUAAUGAAAAAGAUGGAAUAAAACGUAGAGAAAUAACAGAGAAAAGAUUAUAUUGACGGGCUAAUCCAUAGAGGGAAAUGUAAUUGAAAAGUUUUUGCAUCUGAAUUUUACGCUAAUUAAUGGACUUGCUGUGUUAAAUGUUGUUUCUUUGUGAAUUACUAGGAAAUAUUAGGUUUGUUUUCAGCUAGUUUUUGCUGAAUUCAGAUUUAUUCAACUGAUUUCAAUUGAAAUCAGCUUGAUUCAGCGAACUUGCUGAAUUGAACUUGAGGCAGUUGAUCGUUACUGAAUUCAGCUUGAUUUGGACUAAUUCAGCUGAUUUUAAUUGAAUUUUACUUGACUUAAAAGAUUUUUCUUAAAGCCAGCAUAAUUUGACGGAUACUUGUUAAAUUCAACUUAAUUCAACUUAUCAUUGCUGAAUUCAGCUUGGUUCAACUGAUUGUUGCUGAAUUCAGUUCAAUUUGGUUUUGUUUGAUAUGGUUAAAAUAAGCUUAAUUGUGCUGAAUUCAGCUAAGUAUUUGACAUCAUCAAGAUGCAAUUGAGCUGAAUUCUAGUCAAAAAAAGUUUAAUUCAGCGCAAUUCAGCUAAUAAACUAAGCUCAGUUCAUCAAAUUAUGAAACCAAUCAAUUCCUAAAACCAAAGCAAAUUAUAACCUCAAUCUAAAUUCAUAAACAGCAAGGACUGUAGACAUUGAAUCAAAAUUACCUAAGAGGAUAGCAAUUUCUAACUGCCAUAACGCAAUAAUUGACAGUUUCACAGUUCACUAAACGUGAAAAAUGGAGCAGAAAAUUGCAAAUUGAGGUAAAAAGCUUUGCAUUGUGAAUUGGUGCAGGAUAUUCAGUUACAUUUCUCUCCAGAAAGAAUAAGCCUUGUCAUUUAUGAAUUUGGACAUUUGUGUAAGUUGAGAGAGAAGCUCAUUGGACAUGUAAUCGACAAAUUCUUAUCUGAAAUAUUUAUUUUUUGUUCCUUUCUUACUUGUAUAGAAACAUAUACAACAUUCAGUUUCAUGCCAAGCACAAACUGUGCAAUUUAUUGCUUUUUGAUGACUGUGCAAUAUGAAUGAAAAAAAAGUAUAAUAAUAAUAAUAAUAAUAUGAGAAAAAAAUUGCUAUAAUUGAGUGAAUGUGAAUGGUAGGAAAAAAAAGAGAUGAAAAUGAUUUAUAUGAAAAGUAUUUCGC